UUUUCGUUUCCUCCGGGUGCCUUUUGAACGGUGCACCCGAAAGGCGGGGCCUGCGGGGCAAGAUGGAGUACGUGCAGGUCUUGAAGCGGGGGCUGCAGCAGGUUAGCGGCCACGGUGGCCUCCGAGGCUAUCUACGAAUGCUCUUCAGGGUGAAUGAUGUGAGGGUUGGUACAUUAGUGGGUGAAGACAAAUAUGGAAACAAAUACUAUGAAGAUAACAAGCAAUUUUUUGGCCGUCACCGAUGGGUUAUAUACACUACUGAAAUGAACGGCAAAAACACGUUCUGGGAUGUGGAUGGAAGCAUGGUGCCCCCUGAAUGGCAUCGUUGGCUUCACUGUAUGACUGAUGAUCCUCCAACAACAAAGCCACCUACUGCUCGUAAAUUCAUUUGGACAAACCAUAAAUUCAACGUGAGUGGCACUCCGGAACAGUAUGUACCUUAUUCCACCACUAGAAAGAAGAUUCAAGAGUGGGUCCCACCUUCAACCCCUUACAAGUAAAGACAGUGGAAAACAGUUAAAACUUGUAAAAUAUGGGCCUUUUCAAGUAAUUGCACUGCUUACUGCUUACUUUUAAUUUGAUUAAAAUGAUUUGAUUAAACAA
Molecule: messenger RNA, 603 nt
Organism: Pteronotus mesoamericanus
Lineage: Eukaryota; Metazoa; Chordata; Mammalia; Chiroptera; Mormoopidae
Gene: NDUFA12
Product: NADH:ubiquinone oxidoreductase subunit A12
Exons: 4
Coding region: 63-500 (145 amino acids)
Biological process (GO): response to oxidative stress; mitochondrial respiratory chain complex I assembly
Cellular component (GO): membrane
Source: RefSeq, a predicted model, not a curated record